Molecule: messenger RNA, 1681 nt
Organism: Sinocyclocheilus anshuiensis
Lineage: Eukaryota; Metazoa; Chordata; Actinopteri; Cypriniformes; Cyprinidae
Product: cdc42 effector protein 1-like
Exons: 2
Coding region: 280-1212 (310 amino acids)
Biological process (GO): positive regulation of actin filament polymerization; Rho protein signal transduction; regulation of cell shape
Cellular component (GO): cytoplasm; plasma membrane; cytoskeleton
Molecular function (GO): small GTPase binding
Source: RefSeq, a predicted model, not a curated record
CUGUUUUAAGAAUUAUUUUACAUAAAUUUAGCAUUUAUUAUGCUUCAUUUUUCUGGGUAUUUAAUCACUUCGUUAAACUAGCAUUUUUUUUUAAAGCAAUUUUUUCCACGUGACUUUUUUGUGAUAUUUUAAUGAUUAUUUGACAUUAAUGUACUAUUUAUUCUGCUGCAGUUACAUCUGACAUCUGUUUAAAUUUGAGGAGCACAUCAUCAUCAAUUUAUAUUUUUGACAGACUUUUUGGCUUUGGUGUUAAGGAUCAUUUAAGUCAUAUUUCUCGUCAUGAGUCUGGGAAAGCUGCCGGCGAUCAAAGGCCUGGUGUCCACGUCUCACGGCAAACGGCGGUUUAAGAGCGAGCUGUCGGUGGACAUGAUCAGUCCGCCGCUCGGCGACUUCCGCCACACCAUGCACGUGGGCCGCGGCGGGGACGUCUUCGGUGACACUUCGUUUCUGAGCAACUACGGCGGAUCAAGUAACAGCGAUGGGAUACGGUACCCGGAUUCGCCCCCCGGCUCCAAACCGACGCGCUUUUUGUCACGAACACUGCAGCAUGUGAGAAAGACUCCUCUGCCCCGGAGAGGAGGGUCACGUGACUUCUCGUCCCCUCCGCCGCCCAUCUCGCCCAUCAUUAAAAACGCCAUCUCUCUGCCUCAGCUGAACAUGAACGACGGCGGCCUGAUGAGGGCGCUGCUGCCCACCUCCACCAGCUCACCGGACGCACCGCUUUGCUCCUACGGUCUUCAUUCUGGUUUCGUCACGCUGCCACGUUCAUCUCGUCUGGACCAAAGCUUUGCAGAAACGUCUGAAUUGCUCAGUUCAGAUAGUCGACGGAGCUCCUUACCUGAGAACAGCGAGGUCUCAAUGACGCGAUCUGAUUCGCUCUCGUCCUUCACGGUGGACCUCGGCCCCUCCCUCAUGAGUGAGGUGUUGGAGUUGAUUGACAGCUCCUGCUGCCUCAUUAAGAGCUGUCAAGAUGAAGAUAUUGAGGAAGACGAGCAGCAGAGCUCUGCGUUUGAGAUGGAUCAUAAAUGUCAGACAACUCCGAUCGGAGCAGACGUCACCAUCGAGCCCAGGAGGCUCCAGCAGGCUACUAGCGUGCUAGCACGUCACUUUGGAGGAGGAAGACCUGAAGAAGAGCGUCAGAGACCUUCAUCUUUCAGACACACAAGGACGGCGUACAGCUUCACUGAGACAAAGGAUGAAAUCAAAGUAUGAACAUCACAAAUUAAACAUAAGGACAGUUAUGAUAUUAAAAACUAGUUUGAUUUCAAAGACAAUCUUUAUUUAUAAGUCCAAAUAAAAUAAGCUUUGGAAAUAGGAAUCCAGGGAUUAUUAUUAUUUUUGGUCAUUUUAAAGGACUUGAAAGACACCUGCUAUACAGUCGCGAAUGGAGAGCCAACUUUCUCUAUAAAUAAACAUCAUUCAGAUGAACAAACAUUCAGCUGUAAAUUUCUUUUUUAAUCUUGGAAUCAAGUAUAUAUUCGAUGAAACUGUUCUGUACAUAUUUUCACAAGUACAUUUAUAUUUUAUGUUGUUUAAAUGUGCAUAUGCAUUUACAAAACCAGAAGGCAAUGACCAGGAUCUUUAGCAUCUACAGUUAAUUAAAUAUAGAUCUACAGCAGAUCUGUCUGCUAAAGCCAGUGUGAACACAAAGACAUUCAUUUUAUUUGUAUUUUUUUCAUUG